GUCGGUCGUUACCGAGAAUUUGUUAAUCAGGUUGGUGUUCGUUCCUAUGGAGCGGCGCUCCUCCUCCUCCUCCGUCUCCUGCCUCCGCCGCGUCCGAUCCGAGGCCUCCGACCUUCUCCCCUCCAUCGACUCCAGGACCGGCGUGUUGCGAGAGAUCGUCCGGUCCCUCCGCGAAUCCGAGAAGCCCCGCCUCGUCAUGGUCUCGCGGGUCUACCGGGACAUUCUCCAGCUAUGCGACGAGCGCGGUGCGGGUGAGGACGAGUUGGAGUGGAACCGCGAGAUCGGGGAUGAGAUCAGGAGCGAGGCCAUGAAGGUGCUGGAGAGAGGCAUGGAAGGGCUGAACCAGGCGGAGGUUGGUACUGGGCUGCAGGUGUUUCACAAUCUAGGCGAGUUGAAGGCCACCGUGGCGCAGUUGGUGAAUAAGUACGAGGGAACGGGAGUGAAGAGUGUUGAUGCCACAUUCGAUGCGAAGGCGAAAUCGAACAUUGGACGAGGUUUGAUUGUUUCGAUAUUGAUUGGAGAGAGCCUGGGGCCUCCACGGGAUGCGAUCGAUGCGCUUUGGAAGGGGACCGAAGAGUGUAUGGAGCAGUUGCGCUCGGUCGUGGUCGCGGUUUGGCACUUGCAGCGGGUGUUGUCGCAGACGACGGAUCCGUUCACGCACGUAUUGCUGCUUGACGACGUUAUUCAGGACGGCGAUGCAAUGUUAUCAGACCGCGUCUGGGAGGCACUUGCUCAGGCCUUUGCAAGGAAAAUGGAAUCUGCUUUCACCAAAGAGAGUUUUGUUAAUGAUAUUUUUACGACGGGAUACCCGAGGAUGCUUUCCAUGGUCGAGAAUCUUCUAGAACAGAUUUCACGCGACACCGAUGUCGAGGGAGUAUUGCCGGCUAUCACUCCCGAAGGAAAAGAUCAAAUGGUUUCAGCAAUAGAAAUAUUCGAGAUUCAAUACUUGUGUGAAUGCUCCAGAGGUCUUAAAUAUCUUGUCAAACAUGAAUUCCCCAGAAGUCUUCACUCCAAAGAACAUAUCUCAAGAAUCGUGUCAUGCAUACAGGAAGAGAUUGAAAAAGCUGUCCAGUUGGACCGGCGUUUAACUCUGCUUGUCUGGCAUGAAAUUGGUAUGGCGUUCCGCCUGCUGGCGCCACAAGCUGAGAACCAGAUAUCUACUGGUCCUGACGCACUUCAAGUGACGGGUCCUGCUACAGCAGCCCAGCUGAAGAACUUCGCCAUAUGUCAGUAUUUGCAAGAAAUUCACACCCGCAUAUCAUCUAUGAUCCGGGAAUUCCCGCCUGUUGCUGCCGAUGAGCUUUCCCCUGCAAUGGGUGCAAUAUAUAAGGUCGCAGGUGAUGCAGUGACACCCUUAUUUCAAGCGAUGCUGGAUCGACUGGAGUCUUGCAUACUGCUAAUUCAUGACCAGAACUUUGGCGUGCUUGCGAUGGAUGCUGCUAUGGACAAUUAUGCAUCAUCACCCUACAUGGAGGAGUUGCAGAAGUGCAUUCUUCACUUCCGUACUGAGUUUCUAGUCAGGAUGAUGCCUCCGGCUAACGCAACAACUGGAGGGACAGAAAUGAUAUGCACUCGGCUCGUUAGAAACAUGGCUUCCCGAGUUUUGAUCUUCUUCGUCAGGCAUGCUGCUCUCGUGAGGCCUCUAUCAGAAUCAGGGAGGCUGAGAUUGGCUAGAGACACGGCCGAGCUGGAGCUGUCGGUAAGCCGGAACUUGCUCAAGGCGGAACAGCUAGGCGAACCGUACCGAGCCCUUCGAGCAUUUAGGCCCCUCGUAUCCUUGGAAACAUCUCAGCUGGGAGGAGCAUCUCCUCUUCUUCAGGAUAUGCCGGUCAGUGUACUUCACCAUCUCUACACCCGCGGUCCAGACGACCUGCAGUCCCCGAUGCAAAGGAACGAGCUCACGCCGUUGCAGUACUCUCUGUGGAUGGAUUCACAAGGAGAGGAUCAGAUCUGGGAAGGCGUGAAAGCAACUUUGGAUGAUUAUGCCGCGAAAGUAAGGGCAAGAGGGGACAAGGAGUUCAGUCCUGUGUAUCCCCUCAUGCUUCAAGCGGGGUCAUCUUUGACCGAGAAUGCCUCUGCGGUUCGGUAACCCUGAAAGCGAGCAUAUAACUAACGACAGUUACUUACAUUAGGAGCAUACCCCGUUCUCUUCUUUUUUUUCUGAACGAUGAUGCGUUUGAGAUAUAGUUGGAGAAGGCUUGUAAAUAG
Messenger RNA from Syzygium oleosum, 2208 nucleotides. Its product is annotated as conserved oligomeric Golgi complex subunit 5-like. The record is from RefSeq and is a predicted model, not a curated record. The transcript is spliced from 3 exons. Gene Ontology annotation, biological process: intra-Golgi vesicle-mediated transport. NCBI's taxonomy places the organism in Eukaryota, Viridiplantae, Streptophyta, Magnoliopsida, Myrtales, Myrtaceae. Gene Ontology annotation, cellular component: COG complex. Bases 47 to 2089 code for a protein of 680 amino acids.